Aplysia californica (California sea hare) is the source of this 1400-nucleotide messenger RNA. Its product is annotated as proline-rich protein 11. The record is from RefSeq and is a predicted model, not a curated record. Gene Ontology annotation, biological process: actin filament polymerization. NCBI's taxonomy places the organism in Eukaryota, Metazoa, Mollusca, Gastropoda, Aplysiida, Aplysiidae. Gene Ontology annotation, cellular component: actin filament; cytoplasm. The transcript has 8 exons. The coding region runs from base 1 to 981 and encodes 326 amino acids. Gene Ontology annotation, molecular function: microtubule binding; actin binding.
AUGACUGAGUGCAUCACACUUCUCUUCACGCUCUAUGAUUAUAUGAAAGCCUACAGUUCGUUGCGAGGGACGCGUUGGUUCUUCGCCUUAUACCGGAUUGGCCGCUCAGCGCCCCGAAGUUGCUGCCAGCGUUUCACUGGUGCAACGGCUCUGACUGGAGAUGAGGAGUUAGCUUUCAUGUCUAGUAAAACAGCAGCAAGAGGAUUAUUGUCUGGCUUGACGACAUCUGACAGAUUGUCUGCUAGGAUUGCUGAAUUGGAGGCUGAGUUAAAAGCUGCUAAAACUAACCAGGUAUGUGAUGCCAAUGUGAACUUAAUGUUGUUGAGCAGCUCCAAGUCGGACUCUGAGGCUCAUUCUCACGGGCCAGCGGUGUCCGAGGUUUCGUCUUUUGUCAGCGAGAAGGCAAGAGGCAAAGAGUAUGCCCCUCCUGAUAUGCUCGUAUCCAGCGCGGCUGCACCAGCCCCACCUCCUCCUCCUCCUCCUCCUCCUCCUCCUCCUCCUCCUCCUCCUCCUCCUCCUCCUCCUCCCCCACCCCCACCCCCACCCUAUUUUAUGCCUGUGAUUCGAAGAUUGAAGACAGAUGUUCAGACAAAGGAUCAGGUCAUGAAGAAAAUGAGGGCGGUCGGCGGGACUCUGUUGCCUGAGGUCACUGUUGAGGCUCUGAGGAGCGUGAAGCUCAAGAGGACAGGCGGCCCCGACCUGAGGUCAAGAAUCAACGAGGACGGAAACCUCUCUGCCAAGCCGCUUGCGCCCAGCAAUCAGCCUGUAGUCACUCUGGCAGCGCUACAGCGUGUGUCGCUGAGGAAAACAUCGCACGUCGUCAAGAGUCAUGGUGACUGCGUUGAAGAUGACGUGAGUCGGAAGGAGAAGGAGAACUCUGGUGACGGUACCAUGGUCGACAUCCGCAAAGUUCUCAAACGAACAACCCUACAAAGGAGUCCUGGAGGUACUCCCAUGACAAGCAAGAGGACCAGAUGUUAGUCCAGACAGGGGUACAAGGGAACAAAUGCUUCAUUGUCAUAGGUAGGUAACAACUGCUAUUUGUGUAGUGACAAUGCUUUGUUUGUCUCGCUCAGCUGUUCCAAGAUGUUUUGUUUUUGUCUCUCUAACUUUGGAACUAAAGAAGUUAGAUUAAUACUAUUUUCUCAUUUAAUCUGAUAUCAAUAGUAUUACUUGUAUAUUGUCAAAAUGCCACAUGUGGCUCAUUUUGUCAUUUAGUUAUAUAUUUUGACUGCUUAGUGUUUUAAUGGCAUCUUUGGGAGAUGAUUUUUCUUUUGUUUUCCACUGUUGUUUCUGUCUGUCUUACUUUGUCCCUAUUCCAACAAAUUGCUGUUGUGACGACUUGCUUCUCUUUACUCCAGCCCGUGGUUUAAUAAUAAUAAUGAAGAUCAUUUCUAUAG